Molecule: messenger RNA, 1466 nt
Organism: Mollisia scopiformis
Lineage: Eukaryota; Fungi; Ascomycota; Leotiomycetes; Helotiales; Mollisiaceae
Exons: 1
Coding region: 245-1381 (378 amino acids)
Source: RefSeq, a predicted model, not a curated record
CCUACAAGCUUCAACUAAGGGUGAAACCAUGAAUAUGGGCAUAAAAUUCAUCCCAUUGGAUACCCAUUUCCUGGUCUCUGAGCGAAGCAAUCUAGAAGUGGGAAAUGGGGGAUGCGCCUAAGCUUCACGCAAACUUGCGCUUCAAGCAAACGCGGGAUUCACCCAGACCACAACAUGAAAGACAACUAAGAAUUCGGGACACAUACACCAAGCAUUGUCAAAUCUAUCGAAAGCUUGGACCACAAUGGGCUCCCUCGAUACUUCACUUACGGAAACAGCCCCGGAGCUGCAACUCUCGCAUCCAAGCCCGGGCGAAUGUCAAACUAUCUGGAACAUAAUAUCUGAGGAAUGGAGAGAUGCACUGUCACUCGAUGAAUUCAUGGAGGAGUCCGCUUACCUCCUCACGGUACCACUUGCAAAAGAUGGUGGGAUGACAAUGUGGGUGCUUGUUGAGAAAGAUUCAGUUCCAGAUCAAAGAGCUAUCUUGGCUACUUGUGAAAGCUUUAGGGAGCGGGCCUUGGUCAGUACACCAGAAGGGAAGAUCGAAGAUGUCGUUGUGCAUGGUAUCGCGAGCGUGUUCUGCGAUCCUAAGUACAGAGGGAAGGGUUAUCCGAAGCGCAUGCUCAGCCAGCUCGCGCAGGUUCUUCGAACUUGGCAACUUGGAGCGGGCGAGAAGUGUGUUGGCAGUGUGCUCUACUCUGACAUCGGGAAGAAGUACUAUGCAAGUAUUGGAUGGAAAGCUGCGCCCAACAACACGCACAUUGAGUUCCCUGCUCAUCUGCAUCUAAAGUUAGAUGGGGUAAAGAUGCUGGAAGGGAAAGAUCUCGCUCAGUUGUGCAAAGAAGAUGAGGAAAUGGCCAGAAAGGAUUUGGCGAAACUAUCAACGACGGGACGGCAGCGGAUGAUGAUCAUUCCAGAUCACGAUCAUAUGCUCUGGCAUCACUGCAAGGUGAAAUUUGCAACUGAAAGGUUGUUCGGAGGGGUUCCCCGCUUCAAAGGUGCCAUCGUGGGCGAACCAGACUCGAGGAUUUGGGCAAUCUGGACUCAUCGUUUUUAUGAUGAUCCACAGCCCGUUCCAUCCGGAAAUGUACUACAUAUCUUGCGUUUAGUGAUCGAAGAUCCGGGGCGGGAUAGCGAAGUGCUGCAAGCACAGCUUCAGCUGAUCUUUCAGAGCGCCCAGGCUGAAGCGGCUUCAUGGAACCUGGAUGAGGUCGAUCUAUGGGAUCCUCAUCCGCGUGUGCAACGACUAGUGAGAAGGAUGGAUAUCGAACACGCAAUGUUUGAGCGGGAAGAAGAAGGAAUUGCGAGUCUGUAUUGGUACGAUGAAGAGGAAAAGGGAAGGCCGGAUUGGAUCGCAAAUGAGAGGUAUGCUUGGUGUUGAUCAGUCGGGUUGAGGUAGGAAAGGCAUGGAGCGAGGUGCUUUUCCCCCUCUUCACUGGUAACAGGAGUGUACCUUUAGUGGGAAA